AUGAAUGAUAUUGAAUCACUUCUUUUACUUUUACCGAAAUUAACACAUCUUCGAUUAAUCGGUCAAGAUAUUUUAACUGAUCCAUCAUCAUUUGAUAGUUCUCGUUGGGAGAAUUUUAUCAAAACUAAAUUGCCUUUAUUGAACAGAUUUAAGUUCUGGUUUACUCGAUCGGUGGUUGAUAACGCGGAUUGUACUACUGUAAAAUCACUGAUAACGGUAUUCCGUACAUCAUUUUGGCUUGAAACUAAACAUUGGUGUGUUAAAUGUGAUAAUAUUUCCGGCAAAUAUCGUCAGUACUUUUCUCUUUAUUCUAUACCAAUAUCUCUUGACAUGUUUCUAUAUCCUAACGGAUACAGUGAAAUCUUACAUUCGAUAUUGAAUAUCACCGAUGAUAACUCAACAAUCAUCAUAGAGACGCACGAAUUAUCUUUAGAUUUAAGUAAAGCAAUGAAUGAAAGGAUUCAACAUCAGACUUCUCCGAGAAUGAAUUAUUGGUUUGAAAAUGUGGUCGAACUUACAUUGGAAAUCGAACAAAACUGGUCCGCUUACUUAGCUAAAUAUCUUUCGACAAUGUUUAAUCUAUCAAGCCUUCAACCAAUACAUUUAGAUUUCAAGCAAGAAUGUCAGUUUAUUGUAAGUUUGAAUGAUGAAAUCGAUACUCUAUUUAAACACGCACGGAAUCUUCGUUCAGUUAAAAUAAGUUGUCGUAAUUCUGAAAGAAUGAAACUGAUAAUUUUCAAUGCUAUCUGUUUAAAAUUACCUCGUCGUGUCAAACGUCCUCAAACUGAUAUUACCUAUGUGGAUGAUGCAAAACUGUUAUUAGAAAAAAUUGAGCAUUUAUCACAUGCCACAUUUCAAAACUCUGACGCCUAUGGUUUCGUGAUUAAAAUAAUCCAACAGACUCCAAGAAUAGAAAGAGAUGUUGCAUACGAAGUGGAGUGUUAUGCGUGGGUCGAUGAUUAUCCAAGGGCCAAUUUAGUACACUUUUGGCUUGGUAAGAGCAUAAAUAAGCAAUUAAACAUACAAACUAAUCAUAAACGUAUGAAGCGAGUUCGUUAA
Rotaria sp. Silwood2 is the source of this 1059-nucleotide messenger RNA. Lineage: Eukaryota; Metazoa; Rotifera; Eurotatoria; Philodinida; Philodinidae. The record is from the annotation of a GenBank genome assembly.